AUGUCCAUUAUUCUCGUUCCUGGCAUUGGGACUACCUCACCAGAAAACUGGCCGUUUGCUAAUGAGAAAUGGCUCGCCAGCCUGCCCGGCUCCGGCGCUGGGGCACGAGUUCUCGCGUACGAAUAUGCUUCACCAUUCGCGGGUACCAAGCCUUCAUGGGAGUCGAUGUUGAUGUUAGGCUACGACUUUCUCCAGCAUUUAAGUGACGAGCGAUCACAAUUUGACUCCGAUCCUACCACCAGCAGGCCAAUUUUGAUAUUUCCUCGGUAUGGAUCCAUUGUCAACGCCAUAGCUGGCGUUGUCUUCCUAAGCACUCCACAUCGCUACGGCGACAAGACCACGAGCUGGAAUAGGUUUCGAGACAUCUUGGAUGCAACAACUGGUAGAAACCUCAAAAUCCCGAGCGCCAAUAUUGCGCAAGAAGGCUCCAUUUUGCUAGACCUCGCAGAUAGAUUUGAAGGGAUCGCAUUCCGUACCCCUAUACUAUCGGUCUAUGAGCUAAGAGAAUCGAAAAACAGUUCAAUCCCAUUGCGCCCCAAGUACCAAUUGGUCAACCGUGAAGCUUGUUCGACCCACGCGCCAAUGGAAACCGUCAUUGGCCUCAAUCUCAACCAUCAUGAUACAUGCCUUUUCACCAAAAGCGUUGGCGGUGAAGGCUUAUCCGAGCUCAGCAAGUUUAUUUAUGAGACUUUGGACAAUGCUGUGCACCUUGUUGCACGUCGGCUCGAGGACCUUGAGCAAAUGGAGCUGACCGAAUGGCCUUCGAACAAUGCAACAGAAUGCCCAUCGAAUAGAGCAACAGAAGGAACAUCUCUUUCGGGGUUUGAAGUGGUAUAUUCUACUGCACCAAAGGCUGAGAAUAAGAAGACCCUUCAUCUACCCUGCUUCCUUCUCACCACGCAUUUUGCAAAUGCUGAUUUCUGCGGCCGCGAAGAUAUCUUGGAGCGUCUUGCGGCCGAGCUCCUACCCUCGAAGAACAUAGUGAUGGCGUCAGGCACCGCUCUACGACAAUUUGCGCUUUGCGGAUUCGGCGGGAUAGGAAAGACAGAAAUAGCCCGCGAGUUCGCCCGACGUCACAAAAAUUGCUUUGAUGCUGUGUUCUGGGUCGUGGCGGAUGAAAUUGCGAAGCUUGACCACCAUUACCAGCAAAUUUCGUUAGCACUGGGGCUCGAAGAUCCAUCCGAGAGCAAGAGUCAGGUUGUCAGCAGGGAGAUUGUGAAAGGAUGGCUCUCCAAUCCCCGAAAGCACCUAUCGGGGUCGGAUGACCUUGCUCAGCCUAGUCAAGCUGUGUCAGAGGCGACCUGGCUACUUAUAUUCGACAACGCCGACGACCCAAUGAUCUUGGCGGACUACUGGCCCCAGGGUAGUGGAUCAAUUCUUAUCACCAGUCGCGACCCAUCGGCCAAAAGCAGGUUUACCAGAAGACCUUCAGGCCUGGAUCUCGGUCCACUUUCUCAGCAGGACAGCCUAUCCCUCUUGAACCGUCUCACCACCAUUUCCACCGAACCAGAAGACGCUGCAGCGCGGCAAAUCUCUGAUGCACUUGGUGGCCUCCCUCUGGCCAUCUCCCAGAUGGCCGGUAUCAUCCGGCGACAGGACCUCACCUUGUCCGAAUUCUUCGAGCUGUACACUGAUCAUGAAGAACAUGCCAGUCUUUACGACACAAAAUUCGAUACCAAUUUGGUCACAUAUCCUCACUCUCUCUCCACUGUCUGGGCGUUUGAGAGGCUGAAGCCUCAAGCUCGGCAGUUAUUGGAACUGAUUUCAUUUCUUGAUCCGGAUGUCAUCAGAGAAGACUUGUUGAUGGAAGCAUCGGUGGAACUGCUUUCCGAGGGCGCACCGUUCAAAAAGAGUAAUUAUAUUGAGGCUCGAUCCGAUCUCUUGCAGUCAUCGCUAGUCCAAAGAGAUAAACAACAGCAGCAGAUAUCGGUCCAUCGUAUAGUACAAGACGUUAUCUUGGCAACGAUGGAUGUCGCGAAGAAACGAUUCAUGUUCGACAAAGUCGUACGAAUUCUUUGGGCCGACUGGCCAUCGGCUAUGCCCAAGCCAUCCAAGGAGCCAGAGCUACCGCAGCCAAAAUCAAGCGGAGGCAGGUUAUAUGUCGGAAGGUGGCCUGCUUGUGCGGCGAUUUACCCCCACGUUCUAAGGAUACAUCAGCUCUGGUCAUCUAUUUCAGAUCUUUCCGACGUUACCAGGUUGCUUUUCGCAAAACUACUGACCGAGGCUGCAUGGUAUCAAAAAGAGCGUGGACGUACAAAACAGUUUGACGGCUUUUUCGACACUGCUCGCAGUAUUUGCGACGCCUCAACACAUCCAGAUCGGGAUUCCCUGCUUGCAGACAUUCACUUUUGUUUAGGAGCUAUCGCCAUGGAUGCGAGCGAUUUCGACGCCAGCCGCAUCCACAAGGAACGUUCUCUCGAUCUAGUCUCCAAAAUCUGCCAAGAACUGGGAACUGCAGACGAGAGAUUAUACCUCGCCUACGCAGAGCGGGGCAUCUCACGCAUCCAGGACAGACGAUACCAGGAAGGCGAGGCGGACCUCAAGGAGGCGCUGCGGAUCCGAAAAGCCCUCGGCAACUACAUUCCCCGGUCGGGCGAGGCCAAUCUGAGCUGGGCUCUUCUUGCGCAGGGCAAGUUGGAAGAGUGCAACACGCUUCUCCUGGACAGUUUGAUGGGCAGGGAAAAGUCCCUUGGCAAAAACGAUAGGGUGGAUGUCCGGACUGGACUGAUCCUUUAUGCGCUUGGCAACCUCCGUGCUGCGCAAAAUCGAUGGGAUGAGAGCUUUGAAUACCACCAGAGAGCGUGGCACCACAUGCUCGGCACAGUGGGCGAGAGAGAUUUCUACACUGCAAAUGUCGCGCAUAAGAUUGCAGAGCACCUCAUCCGCUCAGGCCGGAACGAAGAGGCGAUAGCUAUGAUCAACGCAGCGCUGGACAUCUGGUCUGUGGAUCAGAGUGCACACAAGAACGAAAUUGCUCGGACCACUUUCCUCAAGGGCAAAUUGUUCGAGACGACGGGCAAGAUUCAAAAAGCUUCCGUCGCUCUUAGAGUCGCCUGUCGCAUGAGGAAGGAGAUCACCAAGGAGGAUCGGGAUGUGAAGAGCUUGAGGACUGAGGACUUUGACGAGAUUGUUGCUUUUUGGGCUCGCUGA
Messenger RNA from Aspergillus udagawae, 3150 nucleotides. RefSeq lists its product as uncharacterized. The transcript is spliced from 8 exons. Gene Ontology annotation, molecular function: ADP binding; protein binding. The coding region runs from base 1 to 3150 and encodes 1049 amino acids. Lineage: Eukaryota; Fungi; Ascomycota; Eurotiomycetes; Eurotiales; Aspergillaceae. The record is from RefSeq and is a predicted model, not a curated record.